UCAUAGCAUAAAAUGUCCAAUAAUACAAUAUAUUCUUAACAAAUUACAAUAAUAAUGUACCAUUGUAGCUUCUGUUGCAGUUAUAAUAUAUCAGCUGAUAGGGGUAACGCACAUCUUUCUUUUGCUUUCGACUAAUAUAUUUAACAUCUCUUCGUUCUUCGCAAAUCCAAUUUUUAAAAUCUUCAUGACUUAGUAUCAAUUCUUCUACCUCUAAUGUUAUAUUAUGCUUUAUUUCAAGAUGAGUUUUGAGUUCUUCAUGGGAUUUCAAAUUUCUCUCUGGUUCAUCCCCACACAUUGGACAAAAAAUCUUUGUUUUGCAAAUCCCACCAACACUUUGAUCACGGUGAAAACGCCUAAAAUGUCUAUUCCUGGAAGUAACAAAAUUAAAUUGUUUGUCACAGACAGAACACUUUAUGGAUUCCAUUCUGGAAGAAUAUAGAAAAAGCGCGUUCAGACUAUAGUGACAGCAAUUAAUGAUCUUUUGCCUUUCCCGCCUUUUUGUAAUGACACUAGGCUUAGGGAUUUCUUCAGGCCAACUGUUUUUCGAAGUUGGCAGUCCUGAAUGUUCUUAUGCACAAAUACCGUAUGCUUACUCGUGGUCCGGCCCAUACAGUAAAAUUGAUACUUAUCAUUUUGGGACUCGGGAUGCGUUACAAAGAUUUGUUGGCGAUGUGGCAACUACGACGAAGGUACUAAGCGGCAAUACGGCAUGCGCUAGGGGCCCGUUUUUUUAAACUGUAAUGCGCACGCCCCGCCGAGAUCAAAGGUACCGACAGCAAGUGGAAUAUCACUUCAUCACUGGUACCGACAGCAAGUGGAAUAUCACGUUCAUCACUGCCAAUAUACCAACUAUAAGCUUCAUAAAUCCACCGGCCAGGUACGAGGAGGAGGAGCGGUUGCGACUGCUUCGCGAAGGUUUCGAUGACAUCGAAAUAGAUGUCUUUUUCGGGGCCUCCUCCUCCGAAGAAGACGGGGAGGAGCAGGGCACCUUUUCGCCCGAGCGUAUUCAAGCGUAUUUAUCGGGAGGCGCGGCGUCUCCAUUUUGCAAGGGGGCGCCGCGCCCGCGGUGGUCGCCGGCGCUCAGCAGCACCUCAGGCGACCCAGCCGUCGGCCCCAGUAACUGGCCAACAGCACUCGAAAAAAUAUAUACUUCUUGUUUUCCUUUUUGAAAAUAAAUAAAAAUUUCUGCUCUA
Zophobas morio is the source of this 1193-nucleotide messenger RNA. Its product is annotated as kinesin-like protein Klp68D. Gene Ontology annotation, molecular function: microtubule motor activity; microtubule binding; ATP binding. The record is from RefSeq and is a predicted model, not a curated record. NCBI's taxonomy places the organism in Eukaryota, Metazoa, Arthropoda, Insecta, Coleoptera, Tenebrionidae. Gene Ontology annotation, cellular component: microtubule associated complex. The coding region runs from base 741 to 1169 and encodes 142 amino acids. The transcript has 4 exons. Gene Ontology annotation, biological process: microtubule-based movement; spindle elongation; mitotic spindle organization.